This is a messenger RNA of Anopheles stephensi (Asian malaria mosquito), 3338 nucleotides long. It is a transcript of the gene Arpc4, whose product is annotated as actin-related protein 2/3 complex subunit 4. Bases 2458 to 2964 code for a protein of 168 amino acids. Gene Ontology annotation, molecular function: actin filament binding. Gene Ontology annotation, biological process: actin filament polymerization; Arp2/3 complex-mediated actin nucleation. Gene Ontology annotation, cellular component: Arp2/3 protein complex; actin cytoskeleton. The record is from RefSeq and is a predicted model, not a curated record. NCBI's taxonomy places the organism in Eukaryota, Metazoa, Arthropoda, Insecta, Diptera, Culicidae. The transcript has 2 exons.
CAUCCUGAGUGAGAUCUGCAUCCUGCGUGUUUUUUUGUUCGCUUGCUUUGAACCCGGUGUUUAGAACGUUUAGCGUUGAAGCACUGACCAACCAUUGAACCCUGAACCUCCGCCCGAUGCUUCGUCCGGCUUCGAGGAAAAGUUCAUGUGUUUUUGACUAAAAUUGUCAUUACUAGUUAAAUUUCCUUCCCAUUUCCCAGCUUCAUGCUCCACUGUUUUGGGUUAAUCAGCCAAACAGAGGACGGGCCUCACGGCACGGUACUGUGGAUGGACAUAAUCAGAAACAUUUGUACCACUUCUCCACACUUGCACCAGCUAUUCUAACAAUAGCACGCAUAGCUUUGCAUGGUGCCCCGAGUCCAGCGGACCUGGAGCGCCGAUCCGAACUUUUUCCACCGAAUGAACUAACUGGCCCCGUGUCCUGGCCGGAAUUUUGGCUAUUAAUAUUCAAAUUAAGCAUUCUCCCACGGUCGAUUGUGUUACACUCGGCUUUCGCUUUCCUGCCGACUUCUACAUUGGCGCAGAAUUUAAGAGAGCGGAAAAGAUGAAAUAAUAAUCAUAAAUUUGGAGCUUUUUUUUCCAACCCCCGGCUUCGGGCGACGGGUUGACAGGCAGGCAGGCAAGCAGGCAGGCACAGGAACGGAAAUGGAGUGAGAGUCGCGGGCACGCGAGUAAACUGGAGCACCAGCUGAGGUGCGUCCGGAAAAUAUUUAAAUGAAAUGGCGUGUCAAAAUCCGGAUAAGAACCUCUCUGGCUCGGUUCGCCCGUUUGGUCCGUGCGGUCUCGACAGCGACCGGGUGAACGGGGUUCAUCCGCUGGACAGGUGGUGCGUUCGCCCUUCGUCAGCGUUGUUGAUCGAGGUGGAACGGAAUCGUGACCCGCAAUCCGUUCUUGGAGUAUUUAAAGUGCCUUGUUUUCAUGCCGAGCAUUCUUGCCCACUGCUUCGGUGUGUGUGUGUGUGUGUGUGUGCUUUUCUGUUUGUCCAAACUAACUUACCUCCCGCAGCUCAUGGUCAUACCGAUCUGCGGGGUUUCUCGCGGUCCUCACGGCUCACGCCCGCUUCUAAGCAAACAACAGAAACGGAACGCGCUUUUCUUCUCUUUCCACCGGAAAAUGUACCUGGUCUCUUGCAGUUUUUAAAAACUACAUCCUAGCCGCACCUUCCCGUCCAUGCUUCCGUGUCCUGCCCGACCGUAUGACCGCGCGUCGUCCAGGCCGCCACUCACGCGGGAAAAACUACGCGGAAAGGCACUUUCUCUUUUCAUUUCACAUCCCCUCGGCUCGUAAAAACGGGAAUUUAUGGUUGGGAAUGUUGCUACAGCAUUACUAUUACUACAACUCUCUUCGUUUCCUUUUUUCCCUCCAACGCACGGAGGAAAGAAGGCCGGAAGGACAAGCGCCUGACUCUUUUUGCUUUGCGCCCGCUCAAAUCUGUGGAGAUCCCGUGUAAAGAAAAAGUUACGCGAGUUUCCCGGGAGUUACAAUGGUAACACCGACGGGACGGAGGUUGCAUCGUUCCAAGGCCUUUUUUAUGGCCGAUAGAGUUGUGGUACUCAGACCCUCCGAACGGUCGGGACAGCAGCCGUACUAACCUUCCGCUUAGAGCUGCCAAGGAAAAUGUAAUUUGAUUGUCCACUAGAUACGUGGCACGGGGAUCUACGGAUGCCGGGAAAGUGAAGUGAAAAGUUUUGCUUACUUACCCACUGCACUUUCUAAUGUAGACACUUUGGAUGGCGGAUAAAGUUCGAUAGGGUAAAAGGGGGGGGGGGGAGCCUUUAGUACACUGGUUUUCUCUCAUUUCUCUAGGGUUCAGUGUCAAAUCACGCACGACAUGUUCCGGAAUUGCUUUAUCAGGACUGUUCGUAUUCCAUGCAAACGGAAACCGGAAGCUGUAGGGACUUGUUUACCAAAUCAAUUGGUGAUCGGGCUAGCGGUAGACUGGUUCGACACGGUAUCAGAAACUUUAGCAUAUCUCAGCAAGGAAUGGGCCAAGGAUGUGAUUUCUUUAGAAAACUUAUCAAACGGAAGUUGUUAUUUCACAAACGUUACCAUAAACUGAAUGACAUCUGCUAAAUUAACAACAGUCGCUGUGAGGAUUAAAUUCCUAGAAAUACCUGUUUUCCGUUUAAGUUUAUCACUAUUAUUCGAUUUACUAACGAAAAAUAGUAAUUAUUAUGCCUAACACAAAUGAAUAUUGAAUUCCUGCAUGUCCAUUGUCAAUAUGAUCGCUUCCCGCUGUGACAGGCGCUGUCAAAUCGUCCGAACUGUCAGAUUGCCAACACGCACACAGUUGCACAAAGUGUGUUUUUUUUAUCUGGGGCGGGUGUAAAAGUAAGAAAAAUAUUCCCGAUAAACAGCAGCUCUCUGAUUCAUCAUUAUUUGUGCGUUUUCCACGCACAAUUUAACCUACGCAGGGAAAAGUUUGCCAUCGGCAACCAACACAACGGACGCUAAAACAUGGCCGCAACACUAAAGCCUUACCUGACCGCGGUUCGUCACACCCUCACGGCGGCAAUGUGUUUGAGCAACUUCUCGUCCCAGGUCGUGGAACGGCACAACAAACCCGAGGUGGAGGUCCGCAGCAGCAAGGAACUGCUGCUGACUCCGGUAGUGAUAUCGCGCAACGAGAAGGAACGUGUGCUGAUCGAAACGAGCGUCAAUUCGGUGCGCAUCAGCAUCGCCGUCAAGCAGGCGGACGAGAUUGAGAAGAUCCUCUGCCACAAGUUCACCCGGUUCAUGAUGAUGCGGGCCGAGAACUUUAUCAUCCUGCGGCGAAAACCGAUCGACGGCUACGACAUCAGCUUCCUCAUCACGAACUUUCACACCGAGCAAAUGUACAAGCACAAACUGGUAGACUUUGUCAUUCACUUCAUGGAGGAGAUCGACAAGGAGAUUAGCGAGAUGAAGCUGGCCGUCAAUGCCCGGGCGCGUAUCUGUUCGGAAGAGUUUCUGAAGCGGUUCUAAGGGGGUCACGUUCGGUGGCCACAUUCCAGCGCAUGUCCUCUCUCCUUGUUUUCCCUGUUUUGCAAUGUUCUUCUACUGUUCCAUUAAGAAAAGCAUUUUUAAGUUUCGCCGCAAACUAGCCAAAACGUAUUUAGAAGAAGCGGUAACGAAACGUAGCGAAUAAGGAAAAGAACGUGUAUUAGUCCAUGUGGAUCCCGUAUUACAACCCCCAAAAGGAACCCCGGUUCGCGGGGAGUUCUUUCAUCAAUCGAGGAGGUAAACGCGUAACUCAUUCAGUUUACGAUUUUAUCUACCACAGGAGUUUAUAAGUUCGAUUAUGAAGAGACGGAAAUAUAAUGUUUACAACACACGAAAACAAAAUCGUCGGUACAAUA